GGCCAGCACCCUGCAGUGACCCUCACAGCCUGCGGACUGCUCUGCCCGAAUCUCCAGGGUGCAGCAGUCUCCUUGGGGAGGCAGCUCCCUGACAGGGCAGGCUGCAGCCCCUGUUGUGACACGCGAUGAGGCAACAGCGGGGCCGUCUGUGACAUCACACCACGUCCUGCUCAAAAGCCCUGUGCGCCGCGACCUGCCCUCACUUGGCUGCGAGGCCUUCAGGAGGCAGUGGCUGGUGCUGCUCUGCUGGGGCUGCCGCUGUGAUCUUGAGGAGCUGCCUUGCAGAAAGGAGCCAAAGGCACUGGGAAGCAGCGUCCCCGCGUGGGACAAUUCCUGCUGACGAGUGGAGGAGGCCCGGAGCGAGAUGGAGGCCAGGAGUGCUCCCAUCCUGUGCAACGGCCGCCUCAUGUGUCCAACACUCAUGCACCUCCAGGACGAUGAGAUUGUGAAAGUUUGGGAUGCAGUAUCCCACUUCAUCCGCAGGCAGUUUGCGCUGAACAAGGGUGUCACAGUACCUGGGCUGGGCACCUUCUUUGCUGUUAAACAGGACCGGCCCAUGGCAGGCGUUAAGCUCCUUGACGCAAAGAAGCCCGUCUUCCAGGUUUCGGAGCACUUUGCCAAUGUUCAUGGGCUCCCUUACAAGAAAGAAACUUUUCCUGGAAUACCUCCAUUUGUUUUCCUGAAUUAUGCCUGGUUGUCCUUGGACAUCGGCAUUCCUCGGGACACCGUGCAGCGCUGCAUUCAGGAGACCCUGCUCUUUCUCUCCUACACCCUUGCAAAGAAGCAGGCUGUGGAUUUCAUCUUCAAGGACAUCGGCCGUCUGGUCUUCCGCCAGAACAGAGUCCAAAUGCACUUUUCCUCCGACUUUGUUCACAACCUGAAUAGCAACGGCCAGCUGUUGAAAUGCCGCCUCACUAGUUUAAGCACAACGGAGUUGGCCACAUCGGAGAGAAAAAGCAUGGUCUCACAUCCAGCUUCUCGAGGUGUCAUCAUCUUUCCCAGGAUUGGGCUCUACAUACCUCGGGGAAGAGCUGCAGGGGAAGGGUCUCUCCAAGCACCCAAGGGUUCUGCUUUGGAGAAGAAGGGAGACGCAAGUGUGGAGGGAGAGUCUACCAGAAGAGGGAUGCCUCCUAUUAAGAGCCAGCUGCUCACACCCCAGAGUCUCUCUCUAUCCAGACUCUCCAAGAUGAAAGGGGAGGCAAAGCUGAGCCAGGCUGCAGUGGAAAAAGAGCCUUCUCGCAGGCUGCUGACAACCCGUGAGGAAAGCUCCUCAAGAAUGGCAGAAGAGGGGAAGGGCAAGCUCUGUGCUGUGGCCUGUGCCCCAAACUCAAGCCCCUGCCUGUGA
Messenger RNA from Anas platyrhynchos (mallard), 1345 nucleotides. The record is from RefSeq and is a predicted model, not a curated record. Lineage: Eukaryota; Metazoa; Chordata; Aves; Anseriformes; Anatidae.